Molecule: messenger RNA, 1300 nt
Organism: Homarus americanus (American lobster)
Lineage: Eukaryota; Metazoa; Arthropoda; Malacostraca; Decapoda; Nephropidae
Product: collagen alpha-1(V) chain-like
Exons: 7
Source: RefSeq, a predicted model, not a curated record
AUGUCCCUCCCAGAGGCACCGGUGCCCCCCAAGGGACCUCUCAGGUGCGUCACUCUUAGGGGCUCUCACAGGGGUGUUGGUGGCCCCAGGGAACCUGGCAAAGGUGGCGGCGCUCCCAAGGGCCCUACCUGGGGCGGUGGCGCACCCAGGGUCCUUCCCAGGUGUGGUGGCCCCAGAGGGUCCCUCCCAGGGGCACCGGUGCCCCCAGGGGACCUCUCAGGUAUGGUUGCGCCUCCAGGCGCCGGCCAAGGGGUAACGUCGCCCCCAGGGGACCGCCAAGGGGUAACAUCACCCAGAAGGGACCGCCAAGGGGUAAUGUCGCCCACAGGGGCUCUUCUUAGGGGCAUCGAUGCCCCCAGGGGCUUUCGUCAGGCCGCCGGCCAAGGGGUAACGUCGCCCCCAGGGGACCGCCAAGGGGUAACAUCACCCAGAGGGGACCGCCAAGGGGUAAUGUCGCCCACAGGGGCUCUUCUUUGGGGCAUCGAUGCCCCCAGGGGCUCUCGUCAGGGCGCCGGCCAAGGGGUAACGUCGCCCCCAGGGGACCGCCAAGGGGUAACAUCACCCAGAGGGGACCGCCAAGGGGUAAUGUCGCCCACAGGGGCUCUUCUUAGGGGCAUCGAUGCCCCCAGGGGCUCUCGUCAGGGGGUGUCAGCGACCCCAGGGGCCCUGACAAGGGUGUCGGCAAUCCCAGGAGCCCUGCCAGGGGCGGUGGCGCACCCAGGGGCCUUCCCAGGUGCGGUGGCGACCACAGGUUUCCUCUCAAGGGCACCGGAGCCCCCAGGGGACCUCUCAGGUGUGGUGGCGCCCUCAGGUGCCCUCCAAGGGGUAACGUUUCCCACAGGUGCCCGCCAAGAGGUAACGUUGCCCCCAUGGGACCGCCAAGGGCGAUGCCUCCAGGGGCUCUUCUUUUGGGCAGCGAUGCCCCUAGGGGCUCUCCUAAGGGGCACCGGUGCCCCUAGGGGAGCUGUCAGGUGUGGUGGCACCCCAGGGGCCCGCCAAGGUGUAACGUCGCCCACUGUCGCUCUUCUUAGGGGCAGCCAUGCUCCCAAGGGUCCUUCUAGAGGCCGUGGCGUCCCAAGGGGUGGCGAUACCCUCAGGAGCCUUCCCAAGUGCCCUACCAGAGGCUUCCCAUACCUGGAGACCUAUAGCUUUUGCGAUACUCCCAGGGACUCCUCAGGGGCAUCGGUGCCUUCAGGGGAGCUCUCAGGUGUGGUGGCGCCCCCAGGGGUCCGCCAAGGGGUCACGUCGUCAGCAGGGGCUCUUCUUAGGCGCACCGAUGCCCCCAGAGGCUCCCCUCAGG